Molecule: messenger RNA, 750 nt
Organism: Alosa sapidissima (American shad)
Lineage: Eukaryota; Metazoa; Chordata; Actinopteri; Clupeiformes; Clupeidae
Product: stonustoxin subunit beta-like
Exons: 4
Coding region: 3-731 (242 amino acids)
Molecular function (GO): protein binding
Source: RefSeq, a predicted model, not a curated record
CUAUGAGAGACUCUCCCACUGCUGCUAGGAUGAGUGUCUCUCAGGAGAGAGAGGAGGCUGCAGGUCACAGUGAGACACUCAGACCAGAGUCUGCAGCACACAGCUGUGUGCAACAAAGCAGCAAACCAACACACUCUGAUGGAGGAACUCACCAUGCUUCUGUAAGCAGAGCACACCCACGUUUGCUGAGAUAUGCCUGUGAUCUCACACUGGACCCAAACACAGCAAACAGAAAUCUCUCUCUCUCUGAGGGGAACAGAAAGGUGACACAUGUGGAUAAGCAGCAGCCGUAUCCUGAACACCCAGAGAGAUUUGACUCCAGUUAUCCUCAGGUGUUGUGUAGAGAGGGUCUGACUGGACGCUGCUACUGGGAGGCUGAGUGGAGUGUUGAUGGAGAUGAGAUAUCUGUGGCCUAUAAAAGCAUCAAGAGGAAAGGGGACAGUAAUGAUGUCAUAAUGGGACGGAAUGCCAAGUCCUGGAGUCUGGACUGCCAUCCUGACAGUUACUAUGCCUGCCACAAUAAUAAACACACUGAAAUACCUGCCCCCUCCUCCGGCUCCAGAACAGUAGGAGUUUACCUGGACUGGCCGGCCGGCACUCUGUCCUUCUACAGCGUCUCCACUGACACACUCACCCACCUGCACACGUUCCACUCCACAUUCACUGAGCCCCUCUAUCCAGGGUUUUAUGUUUGGAUUGGCUCCUCAGUGUCCCUGUGCAAGAUCACAUGAGCUCCCCCUGCAACAGGUA